AUGGCGCCGGCGCCGCAGACGAUCAUCGAAGACGAGGAGGAGUUCCUUGCCGACGUCGCUGCCUUCCACAAGAGACGAGGGACCACCUUUGAUCGCGAAGGCAAAGUCAGCGGACGUCCCAUCUCCUUGCACAAACUGUACAAGCUAGUCAUAGCAAGAGGCGGCUAUGAUGCGUUGUCGGCCGAACGUAUGGCCUGGCGCACCCUUGUGAGAGAGUUUGGCAUUGGCAAAGCCCACGAGGCGGUCAUGACAUUUCAACUGAAAACGGUUUAUUACAAGAACCUUGCUGCAUACGAAAUUUCGACGUACUGGGGCGAACAGCCACCUCCAAAAGAAAUCCUUGAAGACAUUAGCGCAAAGGGGGGCUAUCUCCGAACACGAACCCUCGAAAACUAUCCCAUCCCUAGCUCUCAAACAGUCGAGCCCGCGAUGGUCGAGGGAGGAGACUCGGCAGAGGAGGAACAAACGACGCCCAAGCGCGCGAAGAUUGAGACAGAAGAGCCUGAAAGUGCGACCAGAUAUCCAUCACGUCAAUUAAGACAAGAUCCGAAACGCACCCAGAUAUAUCAGCCGGACCCUCAACCAACACGCUCGCGAUCCGUUCGUGCCACAGACUCUCCUGCAGCGCCAGCUGUCUUCCAGCAGACUUACACCAGCAAUUCCACUGACCCUCGCCACCCAUCAUUUGACUGGUACGAUAAAUACGAACCACGCCCACCCAUUGCCUUGACCCUCCGUCCAGCCCAGACACCUGGCAAUGAUCCUCAUUUCUUUGCCCGCAAGGCGCAAGCCCAAGCUGCGGCACUGCCUCGACCCGCCCCAGAGCCUCAGCAAUACCUCAAACCAAUCAUUCCAACUGCCAUGACGGGGCCAGACAUCUACAUUCGUUGUCUUUAUUGCUUGCGGUCCGGUAUCCCCGAACAGCAGCAAUUUGCCUUGCACCACAUGGUCAAGAUGUCAUUCGAGCGCGGCGACAAGUACAAAUUCGAAACAUAUCCGUUCCUUGCCGAAGGGUUGAUUGAGAAGGCGCUGGAGAUCACCGAACUCGUCCAUGGUGUGAAAUGGGAAAUAUCCUAUGACGACGACGCUGGAGAUUCGCUCCCGAAUACCUUGAACGCGGCUUUUGGAACUUCGAAUCUAUUGGCGCGUGUCGAGUCGCUGAUGCCUAAGACUGGAGGCGACGACCUUGAAGGUGCCGGAUUUGCUGACAAACUGGAGAGACUCAAUGAAGCCGUCUUGGUGCUUCGCAACAUGGUCAUCCUUGAAGACAAUGCUGGUUUCCUGUCUAAGAUGCCUCUAUUCAAGGACUUUCUCACUAUCGCUCUGUCUAUCCCAGAUCGACCAAAACUUGCCGAGUUCAAGCGGUCAGCACUGGAGGUGGCCGAACAAGUCACCAGAUAUUGGCCUUUGGCAUCAGACGAUCCGCUAUAUCUCACGCUUGUACCCCUCCUCAACUCAAAUGACCGCGCAGUUCUUCUUCCCGUGUUACGUUCGAUCAACCGAUUUGGAAUUCUGACAGCUGAAAUACACAAUCUCACAAAGGUUCCUCUGGCGUCGAUCGAGCGGUUGCUGUCAUUCACUGUGGUGGACUCGGAUGAAGAACUCCUCGAAACCACUCUGACCUUUAUUUACGAAUUCACUGCGGUGCCGGAAAACAAUACCGAGGUAUUGUCGAACAACUUCCAACUCUACACCGGCUUCAUAUCUCGUCUAAUCAGUCUCCUGGUCCGCCAUGCAUCGGUCAAGGAAAUACCCGGGGCUGCCGUGCCAGUUGGCGACCUCUCGAAGAAGAACCCGGCUGUCAAUCCUAUUCCCAUCAUACCACAAGAGCUGUAUGCUCAUCUCUUGCAGUUCAUUGAGCCAGACCGUUCUUCAAGAUGGCUGCGUUGCUGCUUCGAGGAGUCCCUCGGCGACGACGUUACCCAGAUCGCCAUCUGGCAGGCAUAUUCGUCGAGGUUCAGCCAACACAACCCCGUGCAGGCCGCCGACUUCAUCAAGAAUGUCUCGAAUACUUUUUCGACAGCUCAAGCUCAAGUUAUCAACGGUCCUGUACCUCGCUUCAUCAUUAGAGGAAUCAAACCACGCCGAGUGCUGCUCGACCUACAUAGCCGCCCCUUGUUCCAGUGUCUAUGGGAGGUCAACUCCUUGAGCCAGACAGAUCCGACUGGUCGUAGUCCUAAUCGACAUGUUUGCAGUUCAUGGCACUCGACUCGAGAGAGGCUUUGGACCCACAUCAUGGCAGACCAUCUCAGACUCCCCAAAGAUCCCAAGGGAGGCUUCACCUAUCCCCCAGCGCGCUCAUCCAACUUCAUGUGUCGUUGGACGCGAUGCAGCAGACGAAAUCCUGUGAAGAAUAGCCAUGAAUUCAGUUCGCAUAUCAUGUCCCAUAUUCCCGAAUCGCCCGAAGCCAUGGCCAAGCUCAUCAAUGAAUUGGCGUCCACGACGAAACAGUCCGAUAGACCCGAAGCCACACAUGCAAUGUACCAGACACCCUUUGAUGAAACCGGCCAUCCCUCGGGUGUCUCUUGGAUGAGUGUUUUGAUCUUGCGAAACCUGGCACGGUAUGCAAAUCGACACGGGGCACCAUUUGAGAAAGAUGGCAUUCGUCUCAACCAGAAGCUGUUUGGCGGUCACAGAGAUGCACUGUUCCGCAUGGUGAGUCUCCACCGGACCUUGCGAGACCACCUAGUGAACCUCAUCCACAUGGUGGAACAAGCCGACCAACGAGAUCAAGCCGGAACAAAGCGGGACCAUGAAGGCGAGGAUGUCUCUGCACGUUCGGGCUGA
Molecule: messenger RNA, 2787 nt
Organism: Capronia epimyces CBS 606.96
Lineage: Eukaryota; Fungi; Ascomycota; Eurotiomycetes; Chaetothyriales; Herpotrichiellaceae
Exons: 4
Coding region: 1-2787 (928 amino acids)
Biological process (GO): regulation of DNA-templated transcription
Molecular function (GO): DNA binding
Source: RefSeq, a predicted model, not a curated record